This is a messenger RNA of Mesorhabditis belari, 93 nucleotides long. NCBI's taxonomy places the organism in Eukaryota, Metazoa, Nematoda, Chromadorea, Rhabditida, Rhabditidae. The record is from the annotation of a GenBank genome assembly.
GCUGAGGCAUGCGCUCGAGCUGCUGCAGCUACCGGUGACUGCUUUGCGCCACAAUGGGUCGGCGAUGUGCAGCUGCAAUUCUUCAUCGAACUC